Molecule: messenger RNA, 1308 nt
Organism: Thecamonas trahens ATCC 50062
Lineage: Eukaryota; Apusomonadida; Apusomonadidae
Exons: 2
Coding region: 1-1308 (435 amino acids)
Molecular function (GO): microtubule binding
Source: RefSeq, a predicted model, not a curated record
AUGAGCGAGGAGCAGUGCAUUUGCAACGUGUGCACGUGUGGCAUGCACAAGUGCCCCGUGCCCACCCACCAGACGACCCACUACGACCCCAACGACUUGCUCUCCGAGUAUAAGCGCGACUACCCGGCGUGGCCGGUCUCGGCCCGCCAGCAGGCCGGCCCGCGACGUGACUACGUGCCCAACUCGCACAUUCCGUUUACCGGCGAGACGUCGAACCGGGCCGACUUUGUGCCGCACAAGAUCGAACCGGUCCAUGCCGCUGGCCCGCGGCGCGACUACGUGCCCAACUCGGUGCCGUUUGAGGGCGAGUCGACGCAGCAUGCCGACUUUCCCAAGUACGGGCAGGAUGCGUACGCGCAUUCGCAGCCGCAUGGCGAUGCGCACAGCGGGCGGCCUCGCGAGUCGAUUCCGUUUGAGGGCACGACGACGAACCGGUCGGACUUUGUGCCUCUCCCGAUUACGCCGGUGCGGGCGUCGGGUCCGCAGCGCGAGUACGUGCCGAACAACAUUCCGUUCGAGGGCGAGUCGAUGGCACACAAGGACUUUCCGCGGUACGACUCGUCGGCGUACGCGCGCGCGGCACCGCAGGGAGGGCCGAUGGCCGCUGCUCGCGAGUCGAUUCCGUUUGAGGGGGAGACGACGUCGCGGCGCGAUUUUGUGGCGCAUCCGGUGACGCCGAUGCGCGCCGCCGGCCCGCGACGCGACUACGUGCCCAACUCGGUGCCGUUUGAGGGCGAGUCGACGCAGCACGCCGACUUUCCCAAGUACGGGCAGGGCGCGUACGCCCGCCCGUCGACGGCCGGUGCUUCCGGCCCGGUUGCUCGCGAGCACAUUCCGUUUACCGGCGAGACGUCGAACCGGGCCGACUUUGUGCCGCACAAGAUCGAGCCGGUCCAUGCCGCUGGCCCGCGGCGCGACUACGUGCCCAACUCGGUGCCGUUUGAGGGCGAGUCGACGCAGCAUGCCGACUUUCCCAAGUACGGGCAGGAUGCGUACGCGCAUUCGCAGCCGCAUGGCGAUGCGCACAGCGGGCGGCCUCGCGAGUCGAUUCCGUUUGAGGGCACGACGACGAACCGGUCGGACUUUGUGCCUCUCCCGAUUACGCCGGUGCGGGCGUCGGGUCCGCAGCGCGAGUACGUGCCGAACAACAUUCCGUUCGAGGGCGAGUCGAUGGCGCACACCUCGUACCGGCCGUACGAGAUCGAUGUGUGCCCAGCCACCAUGCUCCCGCCGCAUCAGCCUGCACCCGACGGGCACACGUACUACUCGAAUCAGGAGGUCGAACGUGUGUCCCCACGGAAGCGGUAG